GUAUACAGAUUGCAAGCUCCCUAGAGCAAAAACUCUAUAAGGAAUUGAGGAAUGAAAAUUUUCACGCAGUGAAAGUUGUUAUGUGUAUUUACAGGAAAUUGAUAUCAUCUUGCCGGGAGCAAAUGCCUUUGUUCGCAAAUAGUUUAAUGACUAUUGUUCAAACCUUGCUAGAUCAACCAAACAACGAAGAAAUUUUACUUAUUGGAUGCCAAUCGCUCUUUGUUUUCGUUAAUAACCAGAAUGAUGGAACUUACAUGUUUACCUUAGAUGGAUUUAUUCCAAGGCUCUGCGAGCUUGCCCAAGAAGUUGGAGAAGAUGAGAAGGUGCAACAUUUAAGGGCAGCUGGGCUGCAAACUCUAUCUGCUAUGGUUUGGUUCAUGGGCGAAAACUCACAUAUUUCAGCUGAAUUUGACAAU
Molecule: messenger RNA, 416 nt
Organism: Salvia hispanica
Lineage: Eukaryota; Viridiplantae; Streptophyta; Magnoliopsida; Lamiales; Lamiaceae
Source: RefSeq, a predicted model, not a curated record